CCAGGCCAAGUUAGAGUACAAUUACGAAUGUUACAUGUUGUUAAAGUUUAUAGUCCUUAGUAUAUUAUUUGUAGGUUCUAUUUGUCGUAAAUAUAAGGCUUUAUUUAUUACAAUUUAUGGCUAACUUAUAGGAGUUGUGACAUCCCCAUGACAUACAUAUUCUAGGACACUAAUAUUAAACAUUGUAGUAAAACAAAACAAUAUUUAACAUUUUACGAUGCAUUGUUAAAAUUAAAUGUCACAUACCAACAAAAUUAUAGACAAAAUUUUAUUAAACAGCAAUUUAUUACAACAAACUGACGUUUCUAAUGCGUAGUCUGUGAGUCACUAUGCAUAUUUAUUAAUGUGACUGCAAACAAAGCGAGUUCACUGUAGCAGCAAUACUACGCAACAUGAAGUUGUUUUGUGUCGUGUUAUUUGUUGUAGUCACCAUGGCAAGUGCGGACGAUACUCCUAAGAAGCAAUACUAUAAUGUCAAUGAGGCACCUUUGUUAUUUGAAAAGUUUGUGCAGGAUCACAGCAGACAAUACAAGGAUGAAACAGACAGGCAAGCCCAUUAUGAGGCGUUCGUAAAAAGUUUACAUAGUAUAAAUGAGAUGAACGCAAAGCAACCUCACGCAACUUUUGCCAUCAACAAAUUCGCUGAUUACACUGAGGACGAAAAGAAAUCUAUGUUUGGAUUUAAAAGGCCUUAAAAGGCGUUUUUUACAAAAUGUAAAAUAUAUAUAAGAAAAUCAUAUUCAUAAUUGAUGAAAAUUUUGAAGCGGCCAUGGGUGUUGGUAGUACAAAAUGCAGAAUCUCCACUCAUUCGGAUGUGUUCAAUCAUUUAAUAUAUUACUAGACAAUAUAUCCUUUCUGUAAUUUAAUAAAA
Achroia grisella is the source of this 871-nucleotide messenger RNA. RefSeq names its product cysteine proteinase B-like. The record is from RefSeq and is a predicted model, not a curated record. NCBI's taxonomy places the organism in Eukaryota, Metazoa, Arthropoda, Insecta, Lepidoptera, Pyralidae. The transcript has 2 exons. Bases 393 to 695 code for a protein of 100 amino acids.